Molecule: messenger RNA, 1472 nt
Organism: Epinephelus lanceolatus (giant grouper)
Lineage: Eukaryota; Metazoa; Chordata; Actinopteri; Perciformes; Serranidae
Product: E3 ubiquitin-protein ligase TRIM39-like
Molecular function (GO): zinc ion binding; protein binding
Source: RefSeq, a predicted model, not a curated record
AGACAGGAGGAAACAUUGGCCGACGCUACUGGCUGUGUGCCAUCUUUUACUUAACUUACAGAAAAAUGGCUUCCCGACCAGAGGAGGAUCUCGCCUGUCCUGUCUGCCAUGAAAUCUUUAAAGAUCCUGUUGUCCUGUCAUGUAGCCACAGCUUCUGUAAAGACUGUGUGCAGAGCUGGUGGAGGGAGAAACCAACACGUGAGUGUCCAUACUGUAAGAGUAGGUCAUUGAGGGAAGAACCACCCAUUUGUUUGGCGUUAAAGAACCUGUGUGAGGCCUUUUUACUGGAGAGAGAUCAGAGAGGUUCAGAGACUCUGUGCAGUCUGCACUCUGAGAAACUCAAACUCUUCUGUCUGGACCAUCAGCAGCCAGUGUGUCUCGUCUGCAGUGAUUCAAAAACCCACAACAACCACAGAUUCAGACCCAUCGAUGAAGCUGCACAGGAACACAAAGAGGAGCUGCAGAAAUCUCUGAAGACCUUACAGGAGAAACUGAAGCUGUUUGAACAAGUUAAAGGAAACUGUGACCAAACAGCACAAUUCAUUAAGUUCCAGGCCCAACAAACAGAGAGGCUGAUUAAGAGGCAGUUUCAGAAGCUUCACCAGUUUCUACAAGAGGAAGAGGAGGCCAGGAUCUCUGCUCUGAGGGAGGAAGAGGAGCAGAAGAGUCAGAUGAUGGAGGAGAAGAUUGAGGCUCUGAGCAGAGAGAUAGCAGCUCUUUCAAACACAAUCAGAGCCACAGAGGAGGAGCUGAGAGCUGAAGAAAACUCAUUCCUGCAGAACUACAAGGCUGCAGUGGAAAGAGUCCAGCAGCGCCCCCUGCUGGAUGAUCCACAGCUGAACUCAGGAGCUCUGAUAGACCAGGCCAAACACCUGGGCAACCUGACCUUCAGCAUCUGGAACAAGAUGAAGAAGAUGGUCUCAUACACUCCUGUGAUUCUGGAUCCAAACACUGCUCAACCAAAAAACAUCCAGACUAAAGAUCUAAACAGUGUGAGAUAUGGAGAAAAACAGAAGCUUCCUGACAAUCCAGAGAGGAUUGAAAAUAAAAAUGAUAUCCUGGGCUCAGAGGGCUUUAACUCUGGCAUUCACAGCUGGGAUGUUGAGGCUACAAAUGACAAAUUCUGGGGCCUAGGUGUGACAAAGGAGUCUGCUCGAAAGAAGGGAGAAAUGGUGAGUGGAUACUGGCAAAUUCAUUUCUCUAAUGGAAAAUGCGAAGCAUCCUCUCCAACGCUGCUUACUGAAGUUCUCUCAGUCAACAAGAAGCUCCAGAGGGUCAGAGUUCAUCUGGACUUUGACAAAGGGAAACUGUCAUUCUCUGAUCUUGAUACUAACACACACAUACACACCUUCACACACACAUUCACUGAGAGGGUGUUCCCACACUUUGGCACAUGGAAUGAAUCCCCACUGAAGAUAUUAGGCCUGCCUGUGAAGGUCUGUGUCAAACAGCCCAUGGCCAGACCCGUGUGA